Molecule: messenger RNA, 1281 nt
Organism: Nezara viridula (southern green stink bug)
Lineage: Eukaryota; Metazoa; Arthropoda; Insecta; Hemiptera; Pentatomidae
Source: the annotation of a GenBank genome assembly
AUGGGCGUCUGCAGGAGUAAGCCCAAGCCGAGGGUAAGCCUGUUGUCUGUAACCCAACGAGAGAGUAUAGCGACCAUGUUGGGAUCUACUAUUGUGGAGCCACGUCCAGUAUCUAAACUUGCCAUUCUAACAAUUUGGCGAGAACUCCUCACCGAUUACUUGCUCGAUUUGUUUCUAGAAUACCUUUUCAAAACUGAUGAUAUCAUACAAAUAGACGAUUUGGAGACCUUUUAUUAUAACAUGGUGGCGGGCCCAACAGAGAACCGCGCUAUUGUAAUAAUGUCUAUGCUCGGUACCGAUGAAAGUAUUCAUCCUCAAACCUUGCGCAAGUACAUAGUAAAUUUAUUGCUGUCUUAUAUGAACGUUCUCAAUAAGCACAAAAACGCGGCUUUCAAAUCCUGGGAACAUGGAGACUGCGUUUUCGAAAAGGAUCUUAACACCUUGGCAGACUAUUGCAUGAAGGAGAUCGUCUAUUCAGAGAAUGGUAAGAUGGAAAUAAAAGAACUGGAAAGAUGGCUCAUCGUGUGCAGCUUCCUGCGAGAAGUCUUCGAAUCCAUUUUACACUUUAUUUGCAAUAUGGACGUCGGGGAGUUGAAACCUAUGCUUCCGGUGGCUGAUAGUCAGAGUAGCACUCUGAGGUUGCCAUUGGUUCUGCUGCUGUCCCACCUGACUCGGAUCCACACAAAGAAGAUGUGGAGGUUACUCUACGACUCUUGGAGUGAUCCGCAUUCCUGGACCAUUCUGCAGUCGGCCAUCUCAAACCAGGGCCCGAACUUGGUCGUCAUCGAAGAGACAGGCGGUUUUGUCUUCGGUGGUUUCGCCUCGCAGUCUUGGAAGAUUAACACCGGUUUCUUUGGGGAUUGCGGGUGUUUCCUUUUCCGCCUAAGGCCGGAUAUAAUCAUAUGUUCAGCCUCUACAACCAACAAUCAUUACCAAUACCUCUUUGACGGCCAGGGCAUGUUCCCCAAAGGUUUGGCAUUUGGAGGUUUUCCUAACUACUUUGGACUUUUCUUGAAUCCUGAUUUCGGACCCGGGCAAGUUUCAGAGACUUGUGAUACCUUUUCGGAUUACGAACCUCUAAGUGAAGAAAAGAAUUUCUAUUUCAGCCGGAUUGAAGUUUGGGGGAUUGGUAAUCCUGAAAGGAAAAAGACUGGAAGCAUUGAUAGUACUAAUUCCUCUUUCGAUCCGUACAUGAUGGAAGUUAAAAGGCUUCUGGGCAGUACUACAUCCAACGACUUUAACAAAACCUUUCAGGAGUCAGAAAGAUGGAAAUUCGUGUAA